Molecule: messenger RNA, 861 nt
Organism: Talaromyces proteolyticus
Lineage: Eukaryota; Fungi; Ascomycota; Eurotiomycetes; Eurotiales; Trichocomaceae
Exons: 4
Source: RefSeq, a predicted model, not a curated record
ACUUGGCCAGCCCCGAACUAUAUAGAUCCAAUCACAAAAGGCGAUGGAAUUGCUAUAACGAGUGUGGUGUUUGCUGUUGCUGCGUCUUUCACAGUCAUCGUUCGACUUUACACCCGGUUCUGGAUAACAUCUAUAUUCGGCUUGGACGAUGUGUUUAUCGUUAUUGCUGCUAUUUCGGGGGUGCUAAUGAUGGCAGCAGCGGCCGUGAUAUCGGCGGACUGUCACUGGAAUCGACAUAUCUGGGACAUCCCUUUAUACUUGAUAAAGAGAGGGUUUUUAUGGGUCUUCAUCAUGGAAAUUAGCUUCACAGUGUCAACCAUUACCACUAAGCUUUCCUUGCUCUGGUUCUGCAGACGUCUCUUGGUCAAGGACGCCAUCAACUUCUUUAGCCGUAAAACGAUGGUAUUGGAUAUGUGUAUUAUCCUUCUGGCCGCAUGCGGUAUUAGCUUUUUGGUCGCCGAGUUGGUGCAGUGUCGACCAUUGAAAGCAUAUUGGGAUAUUUUCGCCACAUAUCCUUAUACUUGUUUCGACACACGAAAACUUUUCGAGUUUGCGUGCAUUUUGAACUCUGUAACAGAUGUCUGCGCAACCAUAGCCCCGAUAACACUAAUAUGGCAGAUCAAGUUGCCAAGACAACAGAAGAUCAUGGUUUCCUCGAUUUUUGGAUUGGGAAUCUUAGUUGGCAUCUCCGGCGUUCUUCGUGCCUAUUAUGUCUACAAGACAUACGCGGCGCCUCAGUAUGAUUUCACCUGGGUUGGCUAUUCCUAUAUCCUCAUUGGAUCAAUAGAAAUUGGAUUGGGAUUGAUUGUUGCAUCUGCUCCUGCUCUACGGCCUUUCCUCAACCACAUGCUUCCGCGCAUU